AUGAGCAGUCUAUUGAAGGAAUAUUUGGACCAACGUGUGAUGGUGGUCACUGUGGAUGGGGAAACACACUAUGGAGAGCUUACAGGGUUCGACAAGCAGGGAAACCUGGUGAUAUUGGAUGACAAGAAGAAUAUUCUGGUGAUACGAAGCAGCGAGGUGGUUCUUUGUGGGCAGGUGGAAGUGGGCCAACAAUUGCCCAAUACAAAUGACGUCGUGAGAUUGCCCCGGUGCAAGGCGAAAUUGAGCGUACAACAAGAGGUUGAAAUAUGGGCCAAAAGAUGGGCCAAGUGA
Kluyveromyces marxianus DMKU3-1042 is the source of this 291-nucleotide messenger RNA. RefSeq names its product U4/U6-U5 snRNP complex subunit LSM8 (gene LSM8). NCBI's taxonomy places the organism in Eukaryota, Fungi, Ascomycota, Saccharomycetes, Saccharomycetales, Saccharomycetaceae. The transcript has a single exon. The coding region runs from base 1 to 291 and encodes 96 amino acids. The record is from RefSeq and is a predicted model, not a curated record.